CAAACUCAUACUGUGUGAACCUCAGUUGUUGCUGAAUCGUCUGACUGACCUGGUGGACUACUCAAGAGUUCUACUUGUUGCUGGUGAUCACAAUCUAUUUCAAGCGCUGGUAAUUCGCUUGGUCUUGCGAGAAUUCCGGACACAUCUGUGAGAUGCCAACCAGCGAUGACAAGCUCCCAGUGGAGGACCUCAAAGGGUUGCUGUCCCUGAAAUUCGGAAAUGAAAUUGAAAUACUCGAGACAACCUGGAAGAACCUGACAGAUCCUGGUGAGAAUUUCGGGAGUCUGAUCCUUGCAGUGAACGUAGUUUUCACAAAGAACUCGUCAAAAAGAUUGCUGCACACAGUUGUAAAACUCCCUCCGCCAUCAGCCUAUCUGGUCCAGCUCUUCAACUCACCAGCAACCUUCAGUAAAGAGCUCGUCUUCUAUCGAGACGUAACCCCAGUGUUUCUACAACUCCAAAAAGACAACGGCAUCAUCGACGCCGAAUCCACAUGGCUGGGGCCUGAGUACUACGGUGGACGCCUGGGACUGAAGUCCGAGUUCGACAAUCAGGCGUGCAUUGUCUUGGAGAAUUUAAACUACUCGGGCUACAAAAUGAUCGAUCGCCUAGAAGGCCUCACCCGGGAUCAAACAGAAUACGCAGUAAAACAACUCGCUAAACUCCAUGCAAUUACGAUUGCAACAAGAAUUCAGAAGCCAAAAAUAUUUGAGAAUGUGGUGAUGCCAGCACUGGAGAAUGCAGCGAACGACGAAGCUGUCUCGUGCGUGAUGGAUAUGAUAAAGAAAGCGGUCUCUGAUCUGGGAAAUAUUCCAGAUGCCAAGGCAGACAUGGACGACGUCCACAGAACCAUCGAGAGAAUGAUGGAGCUGGAGGAAUCCAUGGAGAAGGAUGAUAAUUGGUUUACAUUCGUUCACAGCGAUUUUUGGGGGAACAAUAUGAUGUUCAAGUUCAAAGAGAACUCCCAGGAGAUCGUUGACAUGAAGAUUGUCGAUUUUCAAUUAGGUAAUUACGAUUAUGGUGUGAAGGAUCUGAUUUUCUUCCUCAUCUCCAGUCCCAGAAUUGAGUUGGCAGAGGCGAUGUUCGAUGACAUGGUGGAGCUGUAUUACCAGUCGUUUGUCGAGUCUUUGAGGAGAUUAAAUGUAGAUGCGAGCAAGUUUACGAGGGAGAAGCUAUUGAGGCUGCUUGAUAUGUGUGGACCAUUGAAAUUGGCACAGUGUCUCGCCAUGACGCAGGUUAUUAAGUCGGUUCCUGGGUCAGUGCCGAAGAUCGAGACCAUUGAUAAUAAAGAAAAUUUUCUACAGAUCGGAGAUGGAGAGGCCUACAGGGAUAAAUUACUGCAAGUCAUGCAGAUUUUUAAGAAACGUCGAUGGCUUCUCACCACGUAAAUCAAUUAAUCCAGAUGUUUGGCAGAUUGUCUUUGCAAUUCAAUAAUGAGCAGGUGAUAGAGGACAAUGGGGACUCGUUUUUCCGCAGUCAUUGACUCAGGGCUGGGUGGAGUGAGAAAUUGAUGACGAAAAAUUAUAGCCUGUUACAAAGAAGGGAAAGUUCAUGUUCGGCGGGGAGUAAACAAUUCCAUUCCAUUGGUAAUUCAGAGAGUUAUUGCUAUUCAGAAAAAAAUAUGGAAAGUAUCUAUUUUAUUUCACUGUCCUUUGUGCUUUGGGUUAUAUUGUAUUGGUGAUUAAUAUAAAUAGUUUUUACCUCGAGGAGAUCAGCAACAGCGUCUGGUAGAUUAAACUCACGUACAACUCGUAAUCUCACUUGUCUGUUUAUUUCGUGACGACAAGAUAGGGGUAAAGUCACAGCCCGCUGACAGCUCGGUGACUGCCUGAGUUUUUGUUCGCGUUUCAGCAUCGCAGACAUUGUCAUUGCGUCUGGAACUGGAUUUCAUAUUUUUAAUAUACUUCGAAGAAAUUCUCGAGCCAUGACGAAAUUUAUUCAACGAAUCAAUGAAAAAAAAAAGUGAAAGCAAUGUGUCAUUUGAGCACUCUGUUCAAUUAAAUUUUAUAUGAAAUAUUACGGAAAAUCCUGUCUAAAUGUGUAAAUGAGUUUUAACCGAUUAAAUCUACUAAUUGAUUUUGACGAAAUUAAUUGGGUUAAAAAAUAUAUUGCACGCGGUCUUCAGUGGAAAAAGUUCCAAUUCGAAUUUUUACUUCGGAACUCACUCUUUUCAAUUAAAAUAAUGUAAUGAAUAUCGGUAAAACCUUAAAAACACAUCGAAAACAAAAAAUAGACAAAAUCCAUAAAUGAAAAAAAAUUGUAUCAAUAGGUUAUCAUGCAGUAUCAUGUGGGUAUCAUUUGAAAAGAUAGCGAACUAUAAAUUGAUACCCUCGUGAAUUUCUGAAUACAUGCGUUACUAAAAUAUUCAAAA
Messenger RNA from Fopius arisanus, 2371 nucleotides. Lineage: Eukaryota; Metazoa; Arthropoda; Insecta; Hymenoptera; Braconidae. The record is from RefSeq and is a predicted model, not a curated record.